AGAUAUCUGAUAAGCGAAGGCGGUAAAUUGUCAAAAUAAACAUAAUAAUAGAGUACGGGGCACCAGAAGAAGUAUCCUGAUAUAGAAGCUCCUCUGGAAAAUGUAAUGAAAGAAAUAGCUUUCUAUUCAGUAGAAGAUGGAGAUCGCAUUGCUGUACAUUGGAAUUAAGGAAUUUUGAACAGAAGUGAAAUGUCCGUCCGUAUGUGCUUUUUUUAUGUCCUUUAAGGAACAUCUUGUUCUUCCGUUGCUGGUGAAUGCCACUCUAGGAAUCAAACACUAAUAAUCUGGAUAACUAAUAUUUUAUACUCUUAGAAAUGUAGGAGAGCUGUAUAUAAACUUUUUUUUACAUAAAGGUUUUGUAUUAUUUUUACAGCUAAGCUUAAAGGUAUAUUAUUACUUUAUAAUCUAAAUGGUAACUAUAAAGUCUUUAAUGUUAAGAAAAGAGCCCAGUUUUAAGCAGUAUUUAACUUCUCACAAAUGAAUCCACUAUUUAGUAUUAUGUAAUAUUAAUGCAGUGACGUAGAUCAAUAGCAACUGCACAAGCAAAUGUGAUCCAGGAUGUCCCAAGUUUUUUCUUAUUAGUUUCAAGAAGUCUGAAGAGUAUCUCUCAAAGGGCUACAAGAACACUUCAUGAUCUUACAUUCCAAGAGCUGGAUGUUGUGUUCAUCACUCACACCCAGUUAUUGCCUAGAUCACUUACAAUUUUGUGGCUUCAUGAAUGAAGUUUUCUAUUUCUAAAAGAAGGAAUGAAAAUUUAAAGAAUGAUAAAAAAAAGUGUUGCACAAACUUCUGUGUUAAAAAUGUAGAAGACUUAUAAAAUAGUACAUAGUUUGAAAUAAUAUUAAUGGCUUGUAAAACUUUUCUUCUCAUUCCACUCAUUUCGUCAUUUAUCUUACAUUCCCAAAUGAUAUUUUAAAAUAAAUUACUAAUACAUUUCAUUAUUUCUUCUGGACACUCUUUAUCAUGAUAAUUGCAUCAUUGACUAUAAAAUUAAGUAAUUAAAAAUGCAUUCUGAUGUAUGAAAUUUGUAAUAUAAAAGAAAGUCAUACACAAUAUUACGUAAUCAUAUCAGCUUCAAAUGUAAAAUUACUACAGACACUCCUUUCAGAGAACUCAUAUCUUUGACUUUCCAAUUAAGAACCACAGACAAGAAAGAAAAAAAUGCUAUUAAAAUAUUAAUAUUCUAUUCAACAAGAAUAUUAACCCUUUGACUGCUACAGGCAUGCAUAGAAUGACAUAUGUGUAGUGUGUGUUAUACGUAUGGCUGUCAGCCACAGUAACUUGGAGAUUAUGGAGUAAAUUCAAUGUUAAAUAAAUGCAGACUCAUAGAAAGUUUUGAACAACUCAACCACUAAAGGCAAGAAACAAAAGCAGAAUGAAAACAUGUGCUAGGGGAAACCUAACAGAACUUCAAGGACUCCAAUGUUUUGCAGGAAUGAAAUGUAAACAGCAAUUGUAAAGUGGCAGUGCAACCAUAAAUUUCUUUUUCUGAGGUUGUCUGGUGAGAGGAAGACUUCCUAAUCCUCCUCAAAGCUCACUCUAGUGAUGCAGAAUGUAAGAAACCAACUUUAGUCAUUCCUACAUAAAGGGCACUGAACCAGACAGUAUGCAUUUAUAAUGUAGCAAAACCCUGAACUAACUCAUAGAAAUGUGAGGCCUGCAACCCACAAGGGCAUCAAAACAUCAAGUUGGUGAAUCAGAGAACCACACGUAGAUGCCAUUAAAAUCAUUCCAGGAAUCAUUUGGCCCUCACAAAUGGCAUCAGGGGGAGGGAGAAUGGCCUCACAUCUCCACUCGUGUAGAGUCCCGUGUACAGCCUGACUGCAUGCACUAACAUGUCCCGAGGCCUGGAAAUUUUCCAUUUGUCAACACAUCCAGAGUAGUCAAAGGGUUAUUUUAUUAUACUUAUCACAAUAAAUGUCUUUUUCCCAACAAUAUUGAUUUUUAAUAACAAGGCUGCUUUUCAAACAUUAAAUGCUAUAUAGUAGCUGUGUAGUGGUGGCUCCUGAGUAAUUGCUCUGAACUGGGUAGAUUUAAACUGGCGGAUAUGUAGAAUGAAAGUAGCUCCUCAUUCACACAAGAAAUUCCUCUGCAAUUGCUAACAUGACUGCUACAUCCUUACCCUACGUGCCCUUCAUCCCACUGUAAAAUACCCAAUCUACAUUAUUGUUGCAAGGUCGUAUUGCUUGAACAAAUCAUGUAAUGCCAGUGUCAUGUUAAACCUCUAAAUUGAGCCGAGCCAAUCUGUCUCCGUGAUGUGAUAUGGUGUGGCGUUUGGUAGCCCAGGACAGACAAUGUAUGAAAUAGAAUAAUUCUACAUAGAGCUAUGACUAUGUAUAAUCAACCAUGAUGGUGGGAUUCUCUAUAGUGUUGCUCCUCACGCUUUGCCUUGCGCUGUGAGAAUCUAUAUUUCUGGUAGAUACAAUUUCUCUCAUUGUCAUGAGGCAAAUUGAAAAGUAAAUGUGUAGACAAAAUCGGUCUCCAUUUCUGCUGACAAUAAUUUUACAAUGCAAUGUUGGUCUGUCACCUUCAGGACCUCCCUUUCUAUCAAUGGUAACUAUCUACUUCUUCAUUGCCGACAUUACCUCUGCACAUCUGGUGCUGGCCUCCUCAGAUGAGCACAACCAUCUUAUUGAUAUUGAGUGUUUUGAAAUUGUAAUGCCUUCACACAAUAUAUGGAGACCUGAGCCAUUAUAGUCCACGAAACAGAUUCUACGCACGAUCAAGCAGUGCUCUCUCUGCAAGUGCGACUCUUGCUGCCAGUGCUUCUGUGGCCCAUUUGCUUUUGUAACUGUUCCAAAAUCAAUAGGCCCAACAGCAGGAGAGCAUAUAAGGCACCACAUUGCAGAAUGAAGAAUCAACAUCUGAGGAUAGCUGAGAAGAUUUAAGGGAAGACAAAGUCGUUAACAAUUCUUUUGUGCUGAAGAACACAAAAGGGGUAUGAAAGAGCAAUAGAAUGAAGGGCUCCAGAUGUGUUCUGACCUGUGAUCUGCAAGGAGUGGCCUGGGUCCAGGUAUCUGAUGUUUUUUAUUCUUUCUUUACAUUAGUGCCAAGGAAGAGGAGUUCCCUUCCACUGCAACCCGCUCAGCAAAUUCAAGUGACUUGCACAUGCAAUAGUGUAUAUAAUAUAUAGGGUGAGAUACCCUUCAUUUCUACCAGUUGACAAUAUUUGUAAUAGAACGUAUGUGCAAAUGUCAAAUUCUGAUUCCAUUCAACUUUGAAUUGAUUAUCAUUACAUAUCAAGAAAUUCAAAUAACAAAAUCGUUAACUGUGCUGCAAGUUUUUAAAAUAACUUGUGGAUACUUUUUGCAAUAAUGAUGCAGUGUACUCAGAUCUUUUUGAUGGUUUUUAAAAUGUAUCACUUGUGUAUUGUGCACCUUAUAUGCUAUCAAAAAGGAGGGGAAAUGACUUUUCUAUGCAGUAUUCUAUGUGUACACAAGUGGUUUUUGCAACAGUCAGUCACAUUUACUAAAACUUUUCAAAUGAAUGGAACAGAAAACUUUUGGAAUGAAAUGCAGGAGUCUCCAACCAUGGUGAAAUUUAACUUCCUCCAGUUGAGUUUGGAAAAACAUUUUGAAGAAUUUUUCAACAGCUUUGUGAUUAACUAACAAUUCACAUCAUGAUUCUAGCAACAGCUGUUGCAAUUAGAAUCUUGUUACUGAACACUGGAUAAGUAAGCAAAAGGAGAAAUCUAUUAGAAGCUUGUCUUCCCUUUGAAAAGAGAAUGACUGAAGUUUUCAGUCUUAGGCAAAGUAACUAAACAAUUUUCAGAAUUGCGUUGUAGUUAUAACUUUCAGCACAAAGAUAUGUGUGUAGCACACAUUAUCAUCCUCGUGAGCCGCCACAGGUACAUGUAUAGGAUAGUUGAUCACUGAUGUUUAAGGACAUUUCAUCUUCAGAUGCACAGAAACAACUUUUGUUUAUGACUACUCUGCUUUUAUCUGUCAAUUUUUAUUUGUUUGAUAAUAGAGAGAAAAAUGAACGAUCGAGAAUUGUUUUUGCUAUUCUCUAUUCUCCAUUAUACUUAGGUAAUUUUUGAGCAAAAUUAUUGAAUUUAGCAUAACAAGCAUUUUCUGUGAUUCAUUAAAAGGGGACAUAUUUUCUUUUAUGAGAUGGAAUUUAUUCAAGGUACUACAGUAUACCCUAUUAAAAUAUUUAACUUUGUACAGAAGUUGAAAACCACAAAUAUUCAAUUCCUUUUAAAUAAAAUAUAAGUAAGUGCAUGGUGUAAUAAAGGCAUUGUUACAAAAAUUAUCUGAACAAUAAUUAAUAUUCAACACUUCGAAAAAUAUUUCUACAUUUUCUUCAAGUAGCUGUAUGUUCUUAUGUUAAAAUAUGAAAAAAGAAAAUUGUCUAGUUUUGCUUGCAAAAAAUUUUUUGUCUUCAGUUCAGUCUUGUUCAGUAUGAAGUACGUAUCAUUUGUGAAUCUAAAACUGCAAGAAUUUCAUCACCAAAUAUCCUUUGAAACAAUUCAAUCAAAGGUGUCAGUCAAAUACUGUAAAACAGUUAAUUUCAAAUAACUUAAAAAUUUGUCACUUGAAGUAAAAUCAAGUUUUUGAUGAGACUUUCACGUUGAUGUAUAUUGAUUUGGUUCUAGUGUUUUAAGGAUGUGACAUUCAUAUGUGAGAAAUGCCAAAAUAUAGUGGUAUGCGUGUGGGUUAGGGUGGUGCAUGACACCGCGUCAUGUCAAGUCAAGUCAGGGCCCCCAAAGCCCCUGCCAACGUACAAUAAAGAUGGAGUUAAUGCUCAAAAAUGUUUUUAAGUUAUCUUGUGGACAAGAAUUUUGUAACAUAACUGUACUCGUCACCAAAAUAUUUAAUUAAGGUUAUUCCUUAUUAUUGCUGCAAUUGAAGUAGGAGAAUUAUUUCAAGAAAUGGCUACCCCUAAUAAUAAGAAUAAGGAGAAAAAGAAGAACAUUAAUAAUUCUCAGAAAGACCCCUGGUUAGUCUGUUUUCCCAUCUCAAUCAGCUGUGGUACCUACUGCAUGACCAGGGCAUGAAUUCGUAAAAAUUUUCAUUUGUACACUAUACGAGUAAAACUGUCAAUAGUACAGAACAAAUUAAAAGCAACUUUCGUUAUUUGUGCUUCAAAGAUAUAUUUGCAUUGUUGACUUUUACUUUGUGUAGUUUACGAAUAAAUAUUUUACAAAUUCAUUUUCAGAAUAGGAGCCCAGGAAUGAGAUACUCAGUAGCAUAAAGUGGAGAAUGAUUUCUUCAUCGAUUAAAUCUAAUUUAUAAUGUAAAGCACAAUUAGGGACCUCAUUUGAACCUGCACUGGCGCCUUUGAGAACCUAGCUACCGUGUAGAGUGGAUCUUUAUUGUGCAGUUGCCACAUGACAUAAUUGUGUAUAAGGAUGUUUAUCCUUUGAUUCUCCCUCAAUUACAUUUCCGUUAAUAACAAACUUGGAUGAGAAUUACCUGUUCUAAGAAAGUAGAAAAUCUUUGGAGAUAUUUGAGUAAAGGAUAAUUGUUAACAAGAUUUGUUCUUUAUUUUUGUUUUUAAAAUGUAUUGUUGCCUGCUGAAAGCAUGGAAAUUCAAUGUGUAAUAAUUACAGAUAUGAAAUAUAUAUAAUAUUCUUGGACUGGAAAAUUAAUUAACAUAUUCAUUUUUUCAUUAUCAACUAAUUUUAUAAAAUUUCGUCAUUUAAUGCUGUUAUAAUAAUAUGGUAAAAAUAACAAUUUUUAAUGAAUAUUGAAUGGUAGGGGAAAUAAAGUGAAGUAUAAAAUUCAACUGGAAGUUUGUGAAAGGCUACUUUAAGGCUGUUUGGGUUACAAAAGAUAAAUUUGGAUUAUCAAAAACUCAAAUGGUCUUGAAGCAACCAAAGCAUAAAAUGUUAUUUUUUACUUUUUGUAACAUUCUUAAUAUCCUGUUGAAGUAGGCAUGCCAAAAUUUUCAUUAUUACCUCUCUUAUUGAUCUGUUUGUGAAAAAUGGUUCAGUGUAUAUAUGCAAAUGGUUGUGCUUUGUUGAAUUUAUCUACAGUGAUUUGUAGACUGUUCAUGAAUAAGAAAAUAAUUUUAUAAAAUUAGCUUAUUGAACAAAGUUUACAGUGUGAAGAAAUUUAAUUGCCACAAAAAGUAAGAAAAUUACAAUCUCUUGAAUGAAGGGUUAUGAUAGUUUUGUUCUGUCAUUGUCAAAUUUUUAAACAAAACAAGUUCAUUAGCUUUUUACUUGUCCUGUGUAAUAAAGACAAAAUCGCUUCCACUUGUUUGCUGUUUAGAUUGUUUGUUCUAGUCACUUUUUAUUCAUGCCAGGAAAGCAAGCAUACUAUCUAUGUACAUUUUCUUGAGCUCUUGUUUUUAUUUAUGUUCAAGGAGUGGGUAAUUUGCUUAAUUUGUUGGCAACUCUUUAAAAUAAAAUCUGUAGCUUAUGUGCCAAUUUCAAAUAGUUUCUGUUAUGAGGUAUUGAAUUUUUGUUUUGUUUUGUUUUGUUUUGUUUUGCAAUGUUAGCUACAAUGUAUUCGGAUGCCUUGAAGUUAGGUCAGUUGUUAAUGAAGAACAAUAUAUAUUUUCAGUGCCUAUGUUUUGGCCUCUUAUUUUGUCUUCAUCAGGGCUUUUAUUCUUACUGCUCAAGAAGGCCCAAUAAACGACAGAAAUGUAGGCAAACUCAAGAUAUAAAGAUCUGCCAGAAUACAUUAACAAGAGGGGUCAAGAAGAAAAAGUUUCUUUGACUAUAAUACCAUCUUAUAUUCACACUUCAACUAUGUAUUGUGUAGGAUAGGUAGUAAGGAUUCUGGGGCUCAAGAAAAUUUGCUCAGAUGGUACAUCUUGAACAGUUAACAUUGUCUAUAAUUGUAUAUAUAAGAAUAUUAAUCAAAUGUGCCUUUGAUGUAAAUGCUUUGUAAAUUUAUUUAUUUUUGUGCUAAUGCAUCACGGUGGGGACGUAACUUCUGAAUCAGUGAGAUUGGUGGAAAGAAAGCUCAGUAGUAUUGCAUUUUUAUAAAAUGUUUAUCAGCUGUUAUCUGUUGUUGGAAAUGUAUUGUGCAUGAUGUUCCAUUGCAUAUAUGUGAUGGACUAAUAGUUCCAUGAUUUGUAGCUUUUUCUGUGAUUUAAUGUUGUCACAUGCUUCAU
Messenger RNA from Gryllus bimaculatus (two-spotted cricket), 7068 nucleotides. NCBI's taxonomy places the organism in Eukaryota, Metazoa, Arthropoda, Insecta, Orthoptera, Gryllidae. The record is from the annotation of a GenBank genome assembly.